This is a messenger RNA of Mesorhabditis spiculigera, 714 nucleotides long. NCBI's taxonomy places the organism in Eukaryota, Metazoa, Nematoda, Chromadorea, Rhabditida, Rhabditidae. The record is from the annotation of a GenBank genome assembly.
AUGAAAAUCCGGUUUGAGCAGGGUGAGUUCGAUGCCUUGAAAAAGUUCGAGACGCUCCACCACCCCGAUAUAUGGAAUUGGAUUAUGGAUAAAGUGGGCCGCCGAGAAAACCUGAAAAUUUUGGACGUCUCAGAGGAGUGUGCGGUGUUUGCCAUCAUCUUGGCUGAACAGUACCCGAACAAUAAGGUGACUUGCCUUAUCCGUGGGGAGAAGCCAUCUGCCAAGUUGCCGGCAAAUGUCAACGUGCUUCGCUCAGACUUCAAGAAUUGCAAUUGGGCCCAAAUCGAGGCGCUCGAGAAAUAUGACGUGAUUAUCGUCAACGAGCUGACGCAUGAAAUCCCGGAGAUUGGACAGUUUUUCAAGGCACUAAAGAACCAUCUGAAUCCCGGAGCACCAUUGGUGGUAUUGUGUCGACCCAAGAAUCCUCCACUCCCAGUGCCUGAGUGCUGUCUUCUGCUCUGGAGAAAGUUGAUGCCGACAAAAGAGGAGAUCACUGCUGCUGCACAACAUGCUCAACUAAAUUAUACGACCUUCUCAGCGGCAGUCCCCAUCAAUGUCGACCGUUUCCUUUGGGAAAGUAUGCUGUAUUCGGGUUGCUUCCCGGCCGUGCGGGCUACGAUAAAGUGUGGAGAGCGCGAGAUCCGUGAUUUCUGCAACAAGUUGAGCCCGAAAGUGGCUUUCGAGGAGAAGCUGUCAAUCUAUGUGCUGAAGGAA